Messenger RNA from Hibiscus syriacus, 1316 nucleotides. RefSeq names its product F-box protein At3g12350-like. Gene Ontology annotation, biological process: gibberellic acid mediated signaling pathway; SCF-dependent proteasomal ubiquitin-dependent protein catabolic process. Gene Ontology annotation, molecular function: protein binding. NCBI's taxonomy places the organism in Eukaryota, Viridiplantae, Streptophyta, Magnoliopsida, Malvales, Malvaceae. The record is from RefSeq and is a predicted model, not a curated record. The transcript has a single exon. The coding region runs from base 182 to 1093 and encodes 303 amino acids. Gene Ontology annotation, cellular component: SCF ubiquitin ligase complex.
GUUUUGUUUCCUUGCCUUAAUUGCUGACAAAACAACGGUUUAGUUGGGAACUGUUAUUGGAAUCAUUCCUUCAUCUCCAAGAAUCUUCUCCAAUCAAACUCUUACUGACCGAACUUUCAUCUCAAACACAACCAUCAAAUUGUUUCCAGACAAUACAAAGUUUUUUCGUCCCUGAACUAUUAUGGCUAAUCCCAAAGACCGAAAUGAGUCUUCAUUUUCCUUCUCCGACUUCCCUGAAGACGUCCAGCUUUGCAUCCUCUCCUUCCUUUUCCCGCCCGAGAUCGCGAAUUUCGCUUCCACCUCAAAACGCUUCGUUUCGCUAUGUCGAAACACCAAGCUCUGGUUCACCCUUUGCCAACGCCGGUGGGGCUCCAAUACCCAGAUCAAUAAAUGGGGUGGCGGUAAAAUCACUUACAAGCUCCUUUACAAGACCCUAACGCAGUGGGAGAAUCUCAUCGGCUUCUGGCGCCAUUGCGAUCGAGCCGCCGUCUCAGGUCAAUGUCCUCGGUUGAUCGUUUUCGAGUGGGGCUCAUCAUUUAUUUCCGGUUCUAGGAUUUGUCUUUCCCAAAACGACUCCUACCAUGUUACCAAAACGCCGUUCUUGUGGAUGGGGAUAUCCCCAGAUGGGCAAAUCGUAUACUUUCUCGACCCGGAGGGCCAAACUGAAAUACCAUCCGGGGAUUUCGAUAGCUGGUUGGAAUUUGUCUGCUUGUACCAAAAUUUGGUUCCGGCCAAUGUUAAUUUCAUGGGUAAGGAUCAUUUUAUUGUUGAAGAAAAUUCAACCUUUUGGCAUAGUUGUAAAAGUAAAGAUGUGUUGAGAAAGAGUUCAAGUUCAAAGAAUUUGAUAGAAGUUAGUGAUGAAGUUAUAGAGAGUGGUACUGCCGGGAGCUUACCGGACCGUUUCGUAUCGGAAAUGUAUUCGCAUUUUGCAAAUAAAACGAGCCCCGUUGGGGAUAGAGCAUGGAGGAGGCAGAGGAAGAAGGAGAAGGAAAGGCAAGGGAUGAGGAAAUGGGAGCCUGAGCAUUUCCUUAAAGUUGUUGAUUGCUCGCCUACUGAAGGUAAGCCCCUGCAGGGUCUUUGGAAGGUGCUGUGAAAACUCCUCGUUUUCCAAAUUGUGCUUUAUGUCUGAGGUUAAGAACUCGUGUUUGUAAAUAUAUUGUUGUUGACUAAUAAUGUUGUUUUCUUUCAUUCAUCUGCAAAUGUGUAGUAUAGUGGAAUUGGAGUUAUUGUCUGACUUGUGGGAUUAGGAGGAAAAUGGGAAUGCUUGUAAUGCUGCCUUCUAAGGUUUUUUGUGAAGGCUUGCCAUAGACUUGAUA